Messenger RNA from Syngnathus acus (greater pipefish), 3098 nucleotides. It is a transcript of the gene qtrt2, whose product is annotated as queuine tRNA-ribosyltransferase accessory subunit 2. Gene Ontology annotation, molecular function: tRNA-guanosine(34) queuine transglycosylase activity. The transcript has 8 exons. NCBI's taxonomy places the organism in Eukaryota, Metazoa, Chordata, Actinopteri, Syngnathiformes, Syngnathidae. The record is from RefSeq and is a predicted model, not a curated record. Bases 245 to 1480 code for a protein of 411 amino acids.
GUCGCUUGGUGAUGACAUCACAACUAGUCGCCUUGUAGUUUCCCGCCUGAGCGGUGCCGAAAGUCGGCGGUAGAAUUUCAAAUAAAAACAGCGGAAUUUCAUUUUCUGCCAGUAACUAUCGGUUUUGCCUUGGCUACAUAUUUUGGGAGGUACUAAUAACGAAGAAAAAAAAGAACGCAGACGGGCCCAGGCUACUCGCUCAUUUACGUGCUUCCCGAAGCCUCGCUUAUUAGCUGCUAGCAAGAUGAAGCUCGAGUUGUCUCGUGUUCUCCAGGGAGGAGGCCGCCUGGGUGUCCUGAAGGGGCUCGGCAGGACCGGACAGCACUCCCUAGAGGUACCGGGCUGUCUGCUAUACACACGCUGCGGUACCGUUCCGCACCUGACCCACGAUACGCUGCACAGCCUCGACAAGCUCCCCUCGGUCACUCAGGUCACGCUAGACCAUUUAGCAGAGCACCAAGAGGUUUUGGAGGAGUUCAAAGAAGGAUUUAAGAAGUUUUCAGGUCUUCAUGACACCGUUUUGUUUUGCUCGCUGCAUGACCCCGCGACAUCUAGCCCAACCGGUUACACAACCAGCAAGACGGUGUCCGUGUGGGCAAGCGGCGGGCGCGUAGAGCUAACGGCAGCCAAGUUCAUGGCCCUGCAGAAGCUGGUGCGGCCCGACUGCUACGUGAGCAUGGCUGACGGUGAGACCUGGCAGGACAACACUUCCCGCAAGAGGGUCCGCAAGUCAGUGGAGCGGACCCUGGCUCAUUUGGACGAGUGUCUGCUGGUGCACCAGGCGUCGCAGGAGCUGGAGGGAGCGGCGCUGUUCGGGUCGGUGGAAGGAGGAGAUGUCAUGGAGGAAAGGGCGCGCUCGGCCAGGGAGACGGCCAAGCGGCCUGUAGCGGGUUUCUGCCUGGACGGCCUCCAGUCGGGCCGUCUGGACGGUGCCCUGAGGAGCCAGCUCAUUGGCGCUGUGGUCAAGGAACUACCUGAGCACAAACCCAGGCUUGUGCAGGGUGUGGGUCGACCCGACGAGGUGAUGGAGUGUGUGGAGGCUGGCGUGGACCUCUUCGAGGGCUUCUUCCCCUUCCUGGUCACCGAGCGAGGCUGCGCCCUCUCCUUCCGCUUUGACACGGCCAACGACCCGGAGAGCGCCGACGGGGCGCCUACCUCAGAAAACACAGCAGAACAGAAUGGAGAUCAUCAUCCGGAUGACCCGAGCUGCAUGACGCCCUUCGAGAUGGAUCUCAAAGAUAAAAGGUACCGAGAUGACUUCCGGCCCCUGGUGGAAGGGUGUGGCUGCUACUGCUGCCGUAACCACAAGAGGGCGUAUGUGCACCACCUGCUGGCCACCAACGAGCUCUUGGCGGGGGUGCUGCUCACGCUCCACAACACGGCGCAUUAUCUGACCUUCUUUGCGGCCCUCCGAGAAGCCCUGGCCGCUGACAAAGUGGACCUCUUGAAAAGGCGGCUCUUCUUGGAGACAAACGUCUAAGAUGGGAUGGAAUCAGAUAGAAGAGAUGGAUUGAGCCUGGAGGAGAAACUUGCUUCCACAAUCAGCCCGGUUUUUUUGUCGCCGAUCAGCAGAUCGGCUCUGCUGUACGGAGGAGGCAAUCAAAAGUUUGAUCUUCUUUGCCUUUGCUGGGGUCUCUGGCAAAAACAACAACUUUGUCCACACAACCAAAGAAACCCCAUUGACCCGUUCUUUUUUUUUUUUUUUUUUUUUUUUCUCUCCGCGUAACGAUCCCAUUGGUCGGGCUCGAGUCGAAAUAACAGUUUGCACGGAAGCGUUCACGCUCAAGUAGUAAUAGAAAGUACAAAAUGUUUUUUUCCCUGACUCUUUAAAUUGCAAGAAUCUUUUUUUCCUUGAACAGUGGCCUGACGUUACAUAUAUUAGUGCUAACAUUAGCCAACCCGGUUUCUGUCUUUGAUGCAGAGCCGAGUCAGAACCGUGCAGUGGAAAAGCAGCUCAGCAUGCUUUUCUCCCCAGACAGAUUUCUCAUUGCAUAAUGCUUGAAUCAUCAUGAAAAAAAAGUCAUCCUAAAGAGGUGAGUCCACUUGAAUGUUGAAAAUGUGACUUUUGUUUCUGAUAAAUGUCCCAAAUCAUUUUUAGAUGUUUUUCUGGCAAACAAUGGAGACAAAAGCUUUUCUUUAAUAAUCCUGCAAUGAAUUCGAAAAUAACUUUAAUUUUAAAGUAAUUUGUAAUUCUACAAGCAAAAAUCUGCUACUCUCAAUUUGAAAAAAUUAAGUCAUUUAAAUGUUUGUUUUUCCUCAAAAGAAUCAGCUUGUCAAAUUUGCACUGAAGCACUCCCAUUAUGCCUGAGGCCCCAUCAAUUUAUUGAAUAAACAUGUUUUUGAGAUAUAUAUAUAUAUUUUUCUUUUUUUAUCACGCGCGUCAGCUUUGACUGGGAAAUCUUUGACCUUUUUUAUCAUUUCAACAAAGCGUGAAUGUCGAUUUUGGGUUUCACCUCGGGCUUGGAGUCGGUCCGUGUUGUUCUAGUUAUCACACCAAGAAAAGCGUUUAUUAAAUUUCCACUAAAUGGAUGCGGUUGACAUUACAAAACAGGAUUGUUUGGUCACGCUUGCGUUGUUCAUCUGUGAGAAAAUUCCCAUGCGAGCAAGCUGGUAGUGACAUUUUCCCUAAUUCCUGCAUCAGUAAACGUGACGUGGCAUUCUCUUUGAUGGCCUCCACUAGGCGCCAGUCCAUUUCCAUGGAACAGUAGUGAAAAUGUGGGACGAGACUAAAUGUUAGUCGGACAUUUUCCUCUGUCUGUGGUUGAAAACAUUUUUAGUCUUUGACUUUUCAUUAAUUCACGAAUCUGCAGAAGUGCCUAACUCCGAAUAAAAGCAUAUCUCAGAUAUAUCUUCUAGGUAGUCUGAUUCCAAGUCCAUUUGAAGUGUUUUACGCACAAAAGCCGCAAUUAUUUUUGCUUCUUUCAUGACGUACUCGUCGUCUAGACUUUCAAUGCGUCUUUUUCUUUUUUAAUAUCUGCCUAUAUGCGUAUCCAAGUUGUGCGUCACCUGCGGCAGUUGGCUACUUUGUUUGUGGUCAUCCAGUAUGCGUGCUGAAUGCCAUUGUACUUUUCUCCCGUUAUAAAAUCAACAAAAUGUCA